Topomyia yanbarensis is the source of this 3224-nucleotide messenger RNA. Its product is annotated as LIM/homeobox protein Lhx9-like. The transcript has 6 exons. Gene Ontology annotation, biological process: regulation of transcription by RNA polymerase II; neuron differentiation. NCBI's taxonomy places the organism in Eukaryota, Metazoa, Arthropoda, Insecta, Diptera, Culicidae. The record is from RefSeq and is a predicted model, not a curated record. Gene Ontology annotation, molecular function: RNA polymerase II transcription regulatory region sequence-specific DNA binding; DNA-binding transcription factor activity, RNA polymerase II-specific. Gene Ontology annotation, cellular component: nucleus. Bases 192 to 1274 code for a protein of 360 amino acids.
CAAGCUCGACAGACGAAACAGAAGCAAAAAAAAACUCCUCGAACAUCAUUCGUCCAGUAAUUAAUUGAUACACUGUUGCCUUUAAAUUAUACGAUUCCCCUUUUGAGCCCACCAGGUUUAGUUGGUGUGUGCGGUCUAAGCAGCUAGCCAGCACUGCUAAACCUCGUCAGCAACGAAUUAACGAAAAGAAAAUGCUGAAGGAUCUCAUCGCGGCUGAAACGGUGACACCUGAAAAAUGUGCCGGAUGUGGAAUAUCCAUAAGAGACCGAUACUAUCUGCUGGUAGCUGACCGAGCAUGGCACAACCAAUGCCUGCGGUGUUGCAAGUGCCUAGCCAACCUGGAAACGGAACUGAGCUGUUACGCUCGGGAAGGAAACAUCUACUGCAAGGAUGAUUACUACAGACAUUUUUCGUCACGCCGAUGUUCUCGUUGCGGAUCCGGUAUCAGCGCUUCCGAGUUAGUGAUGCGAGCCAAGGAUUUAAUUUUCCACGUAAACUGUUUCUCCUGUGCAAUAUGUGGUCAACUUCUACGCGGAGGUGACACCGCCGGUAUCCGAGAGGGCCGCAUCUUCUGUGGCGAACAUUACGACGCCGAUGUGCUCAGUGAACCAGAAACAAUUUCACCGCAGUUUUACCCCGGCGGACAUCAGCCCGUUCAGCCCCAGCAGCAUACCCAAAAGGGACGGCCCCGAAAGCGAAAACCUACACCGCAGCUGCUAGAUUCGCAGCAGCAGAACCAGCCACCCCCGCAACAUGACACACUGGAUGCCGGUACGCCUCUGCGAUUAGAUUUGCUGCAUAAGGAGCUCAGCGUCAGCAAUCUGGAUUUGUCCUCGUACGACGGAAGCCAAUCACCUGGUUCCGGUGGCAGUUUAACACCAAACUGCCGGACCAAGCGAAUGCGGACAUCCUUCAAGCAUCACCAGCUACGAACGAUGAAGUCCUACUUUGCGGUCAACCAGAAUCCGGAUGCUAAGGACCUGAAACAGUUGGCACAAAAGACGGGCCUUUCAAAGCGGGUACUGCAGGUAUGGUUUCAAAACGCUCGCGCCAAGUGGCGUCGGAACGUGAUGCGCCAGGAUGGUGGUCUCGUUAAUGCAGGCCAACCACUGGGUGGUCUGCCGUCGAUUACGACCGCAAGUCUGCACCACCAUCACCAUCACCACCAUCCCGGCAGUGGCAAUCCAAGCAAUACCAGCAGCAGUGAUGGGGAUAUGUCUUCCAGUCAGGCUCUGGAGGAGAUGCACAAUAUGACUUUUGCCGAGCUGUACUGACACAAUCUGAUGAUCAAAAAUAUGAUUUUGUCGAACGUCAUCAAAUUGUCGCAAAAUCAACGGUCCACUCAGCAGCAAUCGCCGAUGGUUACGCCCAGCCAGGAACAACAAGCUGGCCCCGGGACCGAGUCGGGUGAGACAGGGUUGAGUGGUGGUGCUGAAAAAACACCCAACUGGAGCAGUGCUUACAGUGAUGCUAAUCAUUAGAAUUGUAUAAAGAUUGACAAAGUGGGUCCGGAGCGUGCAAUAGAAUUAACGGGUGAUUAAAAUCGACACUAAUUGCUAGUUUUCAAGUAGUUGAUUACAAGAGCAGAUACCCGACCCAGAUGUGACAGGUGACUGAAUGUACGCUGGUCACGCAAUCAUACAAAGUAUAGACAGACAGACAGACAGACAGACUGUCAGACGUACAUACAUAAUAUAUCACACAUGAGUUGCUAGUGACUAUCAAUUUCGUUAGAGGGCACAGAACUGCACUAGCAUGUAGGAAUGCGCCCUGCUAAGUGUUGCAGAUCAGCAAUCAGGGUUUUUCGUGUCGUUUAUCGGUUGAGUAAAAUAUUUAUUUGGGCUGAUAGUUUGAGGAAUAAUAGACGUUAUGUGUUGACAAGUGAACAAGGUGCAAAAGAUAGUAUUUUCUGUACAUCAAACUGAAGAAUGUCGCACAAAAAAGGGUUGUAUGGGUUGUAUACAACAAACAAGUACAGUGACUUGAAAAUGACAGCGUAUAAACUUAAUGUUGCGAUCACGUCAUCUUUUUACCAGUGUGAUCUCCAAAACUCUAUAUUCCCUGUCAGGACCGUAGUGUGGUCUUCUGGCGCCCUUGGCGAUGGCUUAAUUUUACGCCCCUUUGACGUUUACUUUGCACUUCUUUUUCAAUUCGUCUGCCAAACAAUAAUUUCAUGUAUAGAGUACUUGACAAUCUGUAACUGUAUUAGUGUGUUCAACGGUUUGUUUUCCUCCACCUGUCAUAAUGUUCUGAUAGGUGGAGGAAAAUAAAUCGAAAAUAGCUUUUCGGUGAGAUUAUUUGCACGAUGAAACCCGACCAACCGGUAUUGUACGUCUGUGGAAUAAGUUUCACAGUGACACAGAGCAUUUAAACACCAUCACAAACACUUUAGACAAGUUAUUUCAAACGUUUGAAUUCACUGACAGUUUUGAAUAUGACAGCUGGAGGAAAACAAACCCCAAGUAGUGUGAGUAAAAUCAUUUGCAAAGUACUCUAUACCUGAAAAUGGCACACCUAUGCUGACUAAUACAACUAUUCAUCAGUAGUGGUAUAAAAUUUCACUGACAAACUGGAUGAGCAGGACUUUCACUGCGAUAUGACAAUGUUUAUUCGUGAAUUAGGAGGACUAGUAAAAGCAUCUAGACUAUCACAUAAGAAGUUUUAUUGACUUGACAAAAAAAAUUUGGUUAAAUACCAUUGAGUAUGAUGCCCCGUGCCGAUCCCUACACUUUUUUUCCUUUCCCAAUAGACACAAAGCGAAGAAUGCGGAAACUAAUUCAAUCUUUCGAAAGCGACACAAAAAACCGAAAUUUUCCUAUUUCGAGCAUUGCCAUCAGUAUGCUACCCAUGAUCGCAAAUCAGUCCCAUAAAAAUAGGAAAGCCCAUAGAAAAGGGGACAAAUAUGCGAUUAUGGGCAGUAUGGAACACCAACAAAACAGAAUAUGUCAUGCAAAUUCACUGCAGAUUUGUUUAUAGUAUCAUCAUUACGGUGACUGAAGGCUGCGGAGCAUUUACUCGGAAGAAUUUGUAAAAUCAGAGAUCGGUUAACUGAGUAGACGAAUUUAAUCAUAAAAAAUUUAAAGAACUUUUAUGAAUAUUUGUUCCUUCCUCAAAAAUGUAACUAUUUCCUGAAAACACCCAUUUCCUAUAGACUGUUGGACUUUCGUUCAUUUUGAUCUGUUGAUUCGUGAAAUCAGUUGAAGCUAGGUGUUCGAAGACAACUA